Molecule: messenger RNA, 192 nt
Organism: Penicillium macrosclerotiorum
Lineage: Eukaryota; Fungi; Ascomycota; Eurotiomycetes; Eurotiales; Aspergillaceae
Exons: 2
Coding region: 1-192 (63 amino acids)
Source: RefSeq, a predicted model, not a curated record
AUGACCUACAACGAAUUCUGCCACUCAAUAUGGAACAUUUGUGAGCAGAAUGUGACUCGUUUGUGGAAUCAUCAGAUGAUGCUGAGAAUAUUCAUGGGUCGGGAGAACCGGAGUUCCGUCAACAUACUUCGAAUCAAGAUAGAAUACACUCGUGACCUACCCUUAGCAGGGUCCUGCCAACAUUCGGGCUAA